Molecule: messenger RNA, 342 nt
Organism: Saccharomyces kudriavzevii IFO 1802
Lineage: Eukaryota; Fungi; Ascomycota; Saccharomycetes; Saccharomycetales; Saccharomycetaceae
Gene: RPL31B
Product: 60S ribosomal protein eL31
Exons: 2
Coding region: 1-342 (113 amino acids)
Biological process (GO): cytoplasmic translation
Cellular component (GO): cytosolic large ribosomal subunit; ribosome
Molecular function (GO): structural constituent of ribosome
Source: RefSeq, a predicted model, not a curated record
AUGGCCGGUUUAAAAGACGUUGUCACUCGUGAAUAUACCAUCAAUUUACACAAAAGGUUACAUGGUGUCAGCUUCAAGAAAAGAGCUCCAAGAGCUGUCAAGGAAAUCAAAAAGUUCGCCAAAUUGCACAUGGGUACUGAAGAUGUUCGUCUAGCCCCAGAAUUGAACCAAGCCAUCUGGAAGAGAGGUGUUAAGGGUGUUGAAUACAGAUUGAGAUUGAGAAUCUCCAGAAAGAGAAACGAAGAGGAAGAUGCCAAGAAUCCAUUGUUCUCUUACGUCGAACCUGUCUUGGUUGCCACUGCUAAGGGUUUACAAACCGUUGUCGUUGAAGAAGAUGCUUAA